This is a messenger RNA of Penaeus vannamei (Pacific white shrimp), 2034 nucleotides long. RefSeq lists its product as uncharacterized. NCBI's taxonomy places the organism in Eukaryota, Metazoa, Arthropoda, Malacostraca, Decapoda, Penaeidae. The record is from RefSeq and is a predicted model, not a curated record.
CCGCCAUUUAACCCGGAUUUAGUGAUGUAAACAAAGAAUUUGAAUUGACAGACCGCGAGCUUGUUUUCAAAUUUUCACCAUGGGCAAGCAAAAGAAAGACAUCGGGGAAUUUGGUUACAUGAGAAGGAUCUACAACGGACUCGCCGAAGAGAUUGCAACAUUGCAGAAGCGACUGAAGGAGCUGGACAAGAAAGAGAGAUUCUUGCGUGCAGAGGCCCUAAAACACCAAGUACAACUAACUGCGGAUUCAGAAAUCAAAUGUAUUCUAAAAUCCAAAGGAGACUCGAUUCACUUGACGGAGGAACACACAGACAUUGUGAAGAAACAGCGGGAAGGACAAAGGACUGUUUCAGCCAACCACGUGAUAUCAGCCAGAGUGGAGGUGGAAGCUGUUGAAGGAAUGGACGAGGAGGAGGAGGAGGAGCAGCAGCAGCAGCAGCAGCAGAAGAGUAGAAGUGCUCCAGCAGAAUUAGGGCUAUUGAAACGCUGGAAAGUUGAGGGGAAGAUUGGCGAAUGUUCUUACAGCAUUAGUUUUCUGGCUGGCUGUGAUUUGGAGAAUCCACUGGGCACAAUCUUGCAAAUUGAAAACCUAAGUGCAACAGAAGGAAAUCCUGUAAUCCAAGAUAUUAUUGACUAUAAGCAAGAUGGUCCAUUUAAAGUACAGCAGCUAAGCAAUCUUCUCUUUGGGUUGCAGAUGAUGUAUGAAGAGAGAAAUGAAGCCAUUGAUCAACUGAAGGACAUUCCGAAUUUAGAAGUCCAGCAUGCAAUUGAACCUGUGACCAUAGAAUUUGAACCUCAGGAAGGGUAUCAUAUAAAAAUAGUUUGGAAGAUAGGUUUUGAUACGAGGAACAUGAGAGUCAUUAACAUUAUUGAAGUUGUCUGUGAUGAUGAAGUAACAGCAAGAUUUAGCAGAAGUACAGGUUUCCCUUACCUCAGCGGCAGAGAAACUAUAACAACACCCAAGGGUGUUCUGGAGUUUGUUGAAUCGUACAUGGACCAUUAAUUCUGGCUUUCAGUUUUUUAUAUCAUAAGUAAUGAUAUGUAUAUAUUAUUUCUUCAUAUUUUUUAAGUUGGAGCUUUGUGGAAGAUCCUUUAAAGAGACGAAAGAAGUUCUACUUUUACAUAGACACAGGUUCAUGCAGACACACAGGCAGACACAGAUAUACACAUGCACACAUAUGCAAAAUAAUAUAUAUAUAUGCCUGAGAGAAGAAAAAAUAUACAUAAAAUAGAGGAGACACCAGAGAUUUAGGGAAGGAAAAUAUACAAGAGGGUAAGGGAGAAGCAGGACUGUACAAGAAGGGCUUGCCACACGAAAGCAGGGGCAAGUCCGGUUAAGUUCAGCGGCAGUCUACAGUUUAUGGCUGGCAGUUGGUAACCAUCUAGGAAUGUGGGAAGUGGAGACUGUCAACAGGUGGAAAAUAUUUCAUAUCGAAAAUGAGCAUUUGUUUAUCAUGAAGGAUACCAUCAGUUUGCAAUUAUGUACACCAGCAGAACUAAAGACUCUGAUAACUCAUUCAGAUAGAUGAUGAGGGUGCUCUUGAUCUGCCCCCCAGCUAUGACUUACUUGUGUUGAGAGAUGCACUUAUUGUCCUACCACUGUAUGAACAGGAAAACACGGAUUGGUGUGCAUAUAGGGCUACUUUAGAAGUAGAGCAAGGACAAGUGCAUAAUAAGUAACUAGAGAGUAGUUACCUGACAAAAGAUAAGUCUAUGGGGGAAUGAAGGGAAGUUGUCUACACCUAUUUCUUUGUUAAACUCAUAUUGUAGAUUUCUCUGCUUCUUUAACAAUACGGUAUUGCUUAGUUAAAUACAUGUAAAUAUUGGUAUGUUUAUAUAUAUAUUGUGUAUGUGUGUGCAUGAUUUUUAUUUUUUAGAAAACUAAAAUAGGUAUUUAAAACAUCUUAUGUAUAUAUGUCAAGCUUCUCAUAUUUUCUUAGUUUAUCAUCUGAAUCAAAGCUUCAGUUUGACUGAGCAAAUGGAGUUUUAUAAUGAUGUAAUGAUGUUGAAUAAGGAAAAAUAAAAGAUUUUUAA